Molecule: messenger RNA, 2428 nt
Organism: Odocoileus virginianus texanus
Lineage: Eukaryota; Metazoa; Chordata; Mammalia; Artiodactyla; Cervidae
Source: RefSeq, a predicted model, not a curated record
AUGUCAGGCUUGCACCUGGCUCUCUUUGUGUCCUUCAGGAGGAAGUCAAUGCCACCCAAAUGGGCCUUUGGUCAAUACUCUUUGUUUGACAAUGCUUUCUCUUUCUUUUUAACUUUGGCAUUUUUAAAGGUACCGUUAGUUGAACAGCUCUUCCGCAAAGAGUUUGAACCAUUUUUGAAGAAAUGGUAUCAUGUUACUAGAUUAAGUGGUGAUACCCAAUUGAAAAUAACAUUUCCAGAAGUUGUCAAGUCUCAUGAUGUUAUUAUCAGUACAGCUCAAAUCCUUGAAAACUCCCUUUUAAACUCAGAAGAAGGUGAAGAUGAUGGUGUAGAGUUGUCAGACUUUUCUCUCAUCAUUAUUGAUGAAUGCCAUCACACCAACAAAGAAGCGGUCUAUAACAACAUCAUGAGGCGUUAUUUGAAACAGAAGUUGAAAAACAAUAAACUUAAGAAAGAAAACAAACCAGUGGUUUCCUUACCUCAGAUAGUGGGGCUCACAGCCUCACCAGGUGUUGGAGGAGCCAAAAAGCAGGCCAAAGCAGAAGAACACAUUUUAAAAAUAUGUGCCAAUCUUGAUGCAGUUACCAUUAAAACCGUGAAACAAAAUAUUAAUCUACUUAAAGAGCAAAUAAAGGAGCCAUGCAAAAAGUUUGUAAUUGCAGAUGACACCAAAAAAGAUCCAUUUAAAGAUAAGCUGCUAGAAAUAAUGACAAAGAUUCAAAUUUUUUGCCAAAUUAGUCCAAUGUCAGAUUUUGGAACUCAACCCUAUGAACAAUGGCUCAUUCAAAUGGAAAAAAAAGCUGCAAAAGAAGGAAAUCGCAAAGAUCGUGUUUGUGCAGAACAUCUGAGGAAGUACAAUGAGGCCCUACAAAUUAAUGAUACAAUCCGUAUGAUUGAUGCAUAUAAUCACCUUGAAACUUUCUACAAUGAUGAGAAAGAGAAGAAGUUUGCGGUCCUCCUAGGAGAUGAGAGUGAUGACGAUGGUGAUGAUGAAGAUGUGGGUGAUGGAAAAACACCUUUGAAGCUGCAUGAGACAGAUGACUUUCUCAUAUCUCUAUUUUUGGGAAAUAAGAAAAAGUUGAAAAAGCUAGCCCAAAACCCAGAACAUGAAAAUGAAAAGCUCAUCAAGUUGAGAAACACCAUAAUGGAACAAUAUUCAAGGACUGAAGGAUCAGCGCGUGGAAUAAUUUUCACCAAAACACGACAGAGUGCAUAUGCCCUUUCCCAGUGGAUUAUUGAAAAUGAAAAAUUUUCAGAAGUAGGAGUCAAAGCCCACCAUCUUAUUGGCGCUGGACACAGCAGUGAGUUCAAGCCCAUGACCCAGAAUGAACAAAAAGAAGUCAUUAGUAAAUUUCGCACGGGAAAAAUAAAUCUGCUUAUCGCUACCACAGUGGCAGAAGAAGGUCUGGAUAUUAAAGAAUGUAAUAUCGUUAUCCGUUAUGGUCUCGUCACUAACGAAAUAGCCAUGGUCCAGGCCCGUGGCCGAGCCAGAGCUGAUGAGAGCACCUACGUCCUGGUUGCCCAAAGCGGCUCAGGAGUUGUGGAACGUGAGACAGUUAAUGAUUUCCGAGAGAAAAUGAUGUAUAAAGCUAUAGACCGUGUUCAAAAUAUGAAACCAGAGGAGUAUGCUCAUAAGAUUUUGGAAUUACAGAUGCAAAGUAUAAUGGAAAAGAAAAUGAAAACCAAGAGAAGUAUUGCAAAGCAGUUCAAGAACAAGCCAUCAUUAAUAAAUUUUCUGUGUAAAAACUGUAGUGUGCCAGCCUGCUCUGGAGAAGAUAUCUAUGUAAUUGAGAAGAUGCACCAUGUCAAUAUGACACCAGAGUUCAAGAAACUGUACUUUGUGAGAGGAAACAAAGCACUGCAAACAAUGUGUGCUGAGUAUCAAACAAAUGGCGAGAUAAUCUGCAAUAAAUGUGGCCAAGCUUGGGGAACGAUGAUGGUACACAAAGGCUUAGAUUUGCCUUGUCUCAAAAUAAAGAAUUUUGUAGUGGUUUUCCAAAAUAAUUCACCAAAGAAGCAAUACAAAAAGUGGGUAGAAUUACCAAUCACAUUUCCUGAUCUUAACUAUUCUGAAUAUUGUUUGUUUAGUGAUGAGGACUGACAUUUGAUUCAAGAUUUAUUUUUAAAAUAUUAUCAACUUAACAUUUACAUGAUUUUGAUUGUUUUCAUCAUACUACAGAACUUAUGUGAACAUUAAUAAAAGUCAGUGCUUUACUCUAUAUUGAGCUAUAUGAAAGAAGACAAUAUAUUAUGCUUUCAAUUUCUACCUUGUUGGUGGGCAGAGGUUAAAAAUAAAAAGCUUCCAGUAAAACCCUUUAGUGUGGAGCAGUAUAUUACUAUUUGGAGGAUGUUCAAAGUAUAAAUAAGGAUCUGAAGUACUAAUCUCAGUCCUGUCACUAAAUUUCAGAAUAAAAUUAAGCAAACCAGUU